CAUCCUUUUAGGUUUUGUAGACGCCGGCUAAGAUGGUUUUACUCCACAAGACUUUCUUGUCAUUAUUUUCAGUCUAUUUUCUCAAUUUGUUCUUGACAGAUGGAGCUCCAGUCAGUUAUGAGAACAGCCCAGGCGUAGGUGAUUUGCCACCAAAGGCUCAUACAAGGAAGGUUCAACCUGACAGCAAAAGAAUCGGUGCAAUGGUAGGUAAUACAGUUGCCGAACCAGAGAAGCCAACCCACACGUCCAGGAUCAAGGGAAGUGGCAUCGGUGGUAAAAAAGUGACACUCAAUAGCCGCCCUUUCAUUCCAACACAUUCUUCAAACAAGCGAAAUCAGCAAAUCAUUGACCGAAUUCAAUCAAGUUUUAAAGCAAGAUUAUUUUAAAGCCUCAAGAUGAGCCAAAACUUCAAUUCUGGAGACUUCAUGCUUAUCAAUUUUCUGAAAAUAUAGACCAACCUUCGCUCCCAAUCUUGCAAGUUCGUGUACUCUCACCAAUUGUCUUUCUCCGUGGCUGAAAUUUACCCCCAUCAAUCUCUUUAUACUGCAUUUCGGCGUACAUUACAGCAUGGCUGAAAAUC
This is a messenger RNA of Meira miltonrushii, 580 nucleotides long. RefSeq lists its product as uncharacterized. The transcript has a single exon. The record is from RefSeq and is a predicted model, not a curated record. NCBI's taxonomy places the organism in Eukaryota, Fungi, Basidiomycota, Exobasidiomycetes, Exobasidiales, Brachybasidiaceae. Bases 33 to 386 code for a protein of 117 amino acids.